AUGGCUUUCGCAAGUAUCGCGAGUGUGGUUAUGCCCGGGAAGUUCGAUCCCCACAAAGAUAAAUGGGAGAACUAUAGGGAGCAACUGUUCUUCGCGUUAGAAGCUGCGGGGACAUUGGAAAGCGUGCAGAAACGUGCCUUGUUUUUGUCUCAAUGUGGUAAAGAAGCAUUUGCCUUGAUAGUGUCGUUGUUGUCACCCAAAAAGACAAGUGAAGUGUCAUUUGAAGAAAUAGUUGAAGUUCUUAACAAGUUUUUUGUGCCGACGCCGCAUCCAAUUUUAGAAACAGAAAAAUUCUACAAGAGAAAACAAAAGCCUAAUGAGUCCAUAACAAGUUUUGUGGCUGCAUUACAUGAUAUUAGUUCUCGUUGUCAAUUUAAAGAUUUGGAGCGGAGAAUCGUAGAACAACUUAUUCUCGGAGCAAGGGAAGAAAAUUUAAAAAGGGAACUGUUAAAAAUUAAAAUGAAGAACAUGACAUAUGACGAAGUAAUACAACAGGCGCUUAAUUACGAAUCUAUUCAACAAAAUCAGUUUGAAGGGAAUAAUAUAUUGUGGAGAUCCCAUUGUGAUGUCGCCGAAGGUUCAAGUAAAGGCGAGCCGAUGGAGGUGAACGCAGUCGGUACCAAGACCAACUCAAGCACGAACAAUGUGAGAUGUGUGCACUGUGCUAAAAGUCACGAAGGCAAAAUAUGUAGGUUUCGGAACGCAACCUGCUACAAAUGUCAUAAAAAAGGACAUACGAAAGCAGCCUGUGAUCAAGUUGUAAACAAACAACAGAAAUCACGUGUGAAUGCAUGUUGUGACUGUCAGUCGUCAUCGUCUGAGAGUGAAAAAGCUAAUGAGGACAAUUUUGGCGUUCACGAAGUGAGUGGCGAAACGCGUGUGAAGCCGUUCAUGGUGGAAGUGACAAUUAAUGGCGUGCCACUAGUGAUGGAGGUGGACUCGGGCUCAGCGCGCUCCAUCCUGCCGCACAGCGUCUACAAACAACAUGAACGCGAGUUUCCUGAGCCGUUGCUACCAUUUAACAAGAAGUUGGUUACAUGGACUAACGAUGAGCUGAAAAUCAGAGGCGAAACUGUAGUUGAUGUGACAUAUAAACACAAGAGUAGUAAGCUGCCCCUAAUAGUCAGCUGCGGAAAGGGGCCAGCGUUACUAGGACGUGCUUGGUUUGAGGCGCUCGGUAUUUCAGUGCAAGGUAUUAAUUCGGUUGCUGAAGAGGAGGCGGAUUAUGAUAAGCGGUUCCCACAAUUAUUCAACAAUGAGUUAGACAAGUACAGUGGACCACCAGUACAUAUUGACUGUAAGGAGGGUGCAACUCCUGUGUUUCUGCGUUCACGACCAGUACCAUUUCCGCUGCGGGAAAAAGUGAAGGAAGAGUUGAAAAGGAUGAUGUCGGAUGGCAUCAUUACUCCUGUUAAGCAUUCACGGUGGGCUACACCUCUCAGGAUCGUUCCUAAACCAGAUGGAUCAUUGAGAUUGUGCGGAGAUUACAGGAGUACGGUGAAUGCAUCAUGUUUGACAGACAACUAUCCUCUGCCGACAGCGAAUGAAGCCUUUUUCUCAUUAGCCGGAGGUAAAAUAUUCACGAAGGUGGAUUUAAAACACGCAUAUAGCCAAUUGAAAGUCACUGAAAAGACAGCAGAGCUCCUUACAUUAAAUACACCAUUAGGAUUGAUGAAGAUGAAUCGCCUGGCUUAUGGUGUGAAUGCAGCACCUGGAAUAUUCCAACGUCUGAUGACCUCUUUACUAGCUGGAAUUGAUGGAGUAGCUUGCCUGCUCGACGAUGUGGUCAUUUGUGGUGGCACAUUGGAACAACACAAUCAGAGAGUGGAAUAUGUGCUACAACGGUUAGAUGAGGUUGGAUUAAAAUUAAACAAAUCCAAAUGUGUAUUUGCUGCUAAAAGAAUUACCUUUUUAGGGUAUGAAAUUGAUGAAGCAGGGAUACACCCAUCUAAAGAAAAAGUAAAAGAGAUUUCAGAAAAACCAGCACCCAAGAAUAAAAGAGAACUGAAAGCAUUUUUGGGGUUAUAUAAUUUUUAUGAACGAUUCUUGAAGGAAAAAACGGUUGUUUUAGAACCUUUAUACAAGCUCUUAAAGGAGAAGGUCGAGUGGCAUUGGAGCAGAGUUGAGCAGCAAGCCUUUGAUAUCGCUAAGGCUUUGCUUACUUGUGAUAUGACACUUGUGCACUAUAGUUUAGAAAGAGAAUUGUAUAUGGUAUGUGAUGCCAGUGAGACAGGGGUCGGUGCCGUUUUAGUGCACAAAUUGGAGGAUGGUACAGAAAGGCCUGUCUUCAUGAGCUCAAGAACUCUACAACCUCAUGAACGUCGGUAUGCCCAGAUUGAUAAAGAGGCCUUGGCAAUCAUGUUUGGGUUAAAGAAGUUCAGGCAGUAUUUAGUGGGUCGAAAAUUCGUUAUAUUUACCGACCACAAGCCUUUACUGGGCAUAUUUGGGCGGGAUAAACCAAUUCCGGAGCUGAUAUCACCCAGAAUGCUGAGAUGGGCGCUGGCAAUGAACACGUUCGAUUAUAAACUACAAUACCGCCCAGGAAAGCAGAUGGGAGAUGCUGACAGCUUGAGCAGAUGGCCUACUCCCUGUACAGAACCUGAGGAUGAAGAAGCAGAUGUUUUUCUAUUAGAACAGACUGACUCCCUAGGAGUAACAUCAAAGAAAAUCGCCAAAGAAACAGAUAAAGAUCAGAUUUUGAAGAAAGUUAAAAUGUAUUUGUUACAUGGAUGGCCGAAUACGGUAGAUACAACAGUAGUGCCGUUUCAAAGAAGGAAAGACUGUCUCUCGCUAAGUAAAGACUGUAUUUUGUGGUCUAAUAGAGUUGUCAUUCCAAAGAGUUUGCAGGGGCAUGUUCUUAAAAGGCUACACGAAGGACACAGUGGGAUAGUGCAAAUGAAAAUGAUAGCUCGAGCAUAUCUGUGGUACCCUUCUCUAGACACUGAUAUUGAGAGAUUAGCAGCUGAUUGUGAGGCAUGUCAAGCGAAUAGGAAUAACCCACCAGCUACUGAACACAGUUGGCCAAUAGUGACAAAACCAUGGUCAAGACUUCACGUGGACUUCAUGGGUCCAUUCAUGGGCAAGACAUUUUUUGUGCUAGUAGAUGGUUAUAGCAAGUGGCCUGUAGUGAAAAUGAUGACAUCUAUGUCAAGCAAAGCUGUAAUUGAAGUUCUUAGGGAAAUAUUUGCUGAUUAUGGGUUACCUGACACCAUUGUAUCAGAUAAUGGCCUAGCAUUUACUUCUACUGAAUUUAAGGAAUUUAUGCAAACUAAUUUUAUAAGACACAUUACUGGAGCACCAUAUCAUCCAUCCACUAAUGGUCAAGCCGAACGGACGAUACAGACCAUUAAAUUAAAGCUGAAGAAACAAUCUGAUAUGCCUUGGUCAGAGCGAGUAGCGAAAAUGCUAUUUCAUAUGCGAACUGCACCGAGCACAGUGACAGGUAAGACUCCGGCUGAAAUGCUAAAUGGGCGGAAGUUCCGAACAGCUGUCACAGCACUUCAUCCGGAAUUGGAUACAAGUAAUAAGGACACAGAUUUAGACAAGAGGAAUGAUCGAACAGCUGAGAGGGAAGGAGAUGAGGUGAAAAAGAAAAGUUUUAAAGUUGGUGAUCAUGUGUUAUUCAGACUGUACAAUAUGAACAGGAAGUGGCAACGUGGGUUGAUAACAGCUGAGCUCGCCCCAGCCUUGUAUGAGGUGAGCACUGACAACGAUAUGAAAUAUCGCCGCCACAUUGACCAGCUUCUCAAGACCAGACCUCCUGCAGAGGCUGAAGGCAGUUGUCAGGAUUAUGAUCAAGAAGAGAUUAUCAUACCACCACCAGAAGAAUGGGCAGAGAUAAUUGGUGUUUAA
Messenger RNA from Pectinophora gossypiella (pink bollworm), 3852 nucleotides. RefSeq lists its product as uncharacterized. The transcript has a single exon. NCBI's taxonomy places the organism in Eukaryota, Metazoa, Arthropoda, Insecta, Lepidoptera, Gelechiidae. The record is from RefSeq and is a predicted model, not a curated record. Gene Ontology annotation, molecular function: zinc ion binding; nucleic acid binding. The coding region runs from base 1 to 3852 and encodes 1283 amino acids. Gene Ontology annotation, biological process: DNA integration.